CAUAGAGUUUACCAUGGAUCUAUCGAUACUCGACUGGUCUGGUCUGUGUGUGAUGACGGCAUAGCAUACAUUGGAUCCAAGCAAAGAAUGAGCAGCUAACCCUAACUAGAUCAGUCUUCCAACAUAGUGGGAAUUUCUACAUUCAAACUCCAAAAUACAGUUUAAAACUGAUCUCAAAACAACGUUGUCGAAGGAACAUCAAGCGAAAGUCACGAGGUAUACUUCUUGUUCAGGUUGGACAGAGACGCGCUGGCCUGUUAGCUAGCUAACGUUAGCUCUUCUACUGUAACUGGUCAUCUAACUGAACUAUAUCAGUCUUGACAUUGACUUCAUUGCUGUUGUUGCCACGUGAGCAGGACAACAUGAGUGGAGAGAGGGAAACGUUGAUGGAUGAAAUGGAACAGAGUUUAUACACUUUAACCAACGACAAUUUACGCUGCCUGUGUGAACGCAGUGGAAUCGGUGGCAAGGAUGGCUCUGAUGUUCAAGGAAACAAUCACCAUCACUCAUUGUGCCGUAAAAUCCUGGAGGAACUUUGGGAAAAUGCAGAUUCAAUGGAAUCGGAGGAGCAGGGAAUGUCUUGGUUACUCCAACUGAAAGAGGACAUCAGGAAGAUACAGGAGGAGGGUAUCAGUGCACCUUUGAGUCCCAGCCAAUCCAUUGAUGACGAUGCUGUAGACUGUGAUGAAGACGAGAACCAGAAGGACAUGGAUUGGUUACCUAGCAAAAGGCUGAAGGGGGGACCCAUAAGUCCCAGCCAAUCCUUUGAUGACGAGGAUGCUGUAGACUGCGACGAAGAAUGUGUGGAAGACAGAGAUUUGUUGCCUAGCAAAGGGCUGGAGGCAGAACCAGCACCAGAGAUACACACACCAGAGCAGAGAGAGAAGAGAGUGAGUGGGUCCCCCUCUCUGUCCUCUCCUGGUAAUGCCUUACUGUUGGGUCUGAAGAGAGUGAGUGGGUCCCCCUCUCUGUCCUCUCCUAGUAAUGCCUUACUGCAGGGUCUGAAGAGAGUGAGUGGGUCCCCCUCUCUGUCCUCUCCUGGUAAUGCCUUACUGCAGGGUCUGAAGAGAGUGAGUGAGUCCUCUCCUGGUAAUGCCUUACUGCUGGGUCUGAAGAGGGUGUCUGUGCGGCUGGUCGACUGCAGGAAAACACCAGGGUUGAGAGGAACUGCUGGAGGAGGAGACGACGAGGAGGAGGAAGGAGACGAGGAGGAGGAAGGAGACGAGGAGGAGGAAGGAGACGAGGAGGAGGAAGGAGACGAGGAGGAGGAAGGAGACGUGAUUCAUCAAAGAGAGAGACGUGGCAACCAUGGAUCUUCUGGGGAGCCUCAACAACAACCUCAUGCUGACAACACAGACUGGAGUCUCCCCACAUCAAACCACCUCAAUAAACAACCGCAGAGACAUACAGGGAAGAAACCACACCACUGCUGCUCUGAGUGUGGGAAGACUUUCGGCUGUCCAGCGACACUCAAAAUGCACAGAAGAAUCCAUACGAGAGAGAAACCUUACCGCUGCUCACAGUGUGGGGAUACUUUCAGUCAAAAAAUGACUCUUAAGAUUCACCAGCAGAUGCACACUGGGAAGAAACCUCACCACUGCUCUGACUGCGGAAAGAGUUUCAGUGUUUUAUCAAGCUUGAAAAUCCAUCAAAGCACCCACACCGAAAAUAAACUAUUCCAAUGCUCCAAGUGUGGGAAAGGUUUUGCAAACAACCACUAUCGAAAAAUACAUGAGAAAACGGUACAUGAGCCUCCUGCAGAAAGGUCUUACCACUGCUCUGACUGCGGGAAGAGCUACAGUUUUUUAUCAACCUUCAAAAACCAUCAAAGAAAACACACAGGAGAGAAACCAUUCCAAUGCUCCAAGUGCAAGAAAAGUUUCGCUCAGAAAUCCACUCUGAAAGCCCACGAGCAAACACACAUUCCUGCUGCAGAAAGGCCUUACCAAUGCUCCUACUGCGAGAAGAAGUUUUGUAUUUCGGCAUCCUUUAAUUUCCAUAUGAGAAUGCAUACUGAAGAAAAACCAUUCCAAUGUUCCGUCUGUGGAAUGCGGUUCAUUCACGCCAGUUUACUGAAAGCACACAAAUAUAAACACAAGCCCUCUGCCGAAAGGCCCUUCCACUGCUCUAAAUGUGGAGCGUGUUUUACUACAAAAGGUAAUCUUAAAUUUCACCAGCUGACCCAUGACCGGGGAGAGAGAACUUACCGCUGCUCUGAGUGUGGGCAUUGUUUCUCUCAUCCGAUAUAUCUGAAGAAACACCAGAAGAGACACAGUAAAGAGAAGUCCAUUGUCUGCGACCUGUGCGGGAAGACCUUCAACCAUCCAAGCAACUUCAGAACGCACAUGAAGAUACACCAAGGAGUGAAACCGUACCACUGCUCCGACUGUGGCAGGAGCUUCAUAUUCCGCCAAGGUUUAACAACACACCAGCGUGUGCACACCGGCGAGCUGCCUUACGUCUGUGAUCAAUGUGGAAAGAGAUUUUCUCAGUACAAUUCUUUGGUGAUACACCAGCGAACCCACACCGGGGAGAAACCUUACCCAUGCUUUGUCUGUGGGAAGAGCUUCAGUCGGUCACAAAACCUGGCUGCACACAAGAGAACUCAUACCGGAGAAAAGCCUCAUGCCUGUGAUCAGUGCGGGAAGAGGUUUUCCCGAACCGACGCACUGGCUGUACACAAGCGCACUCACACUGGAGAGAAGCCUUACAGCUGUGAUAUAUGCAGGGAGACAUUCACCUAUUUAGUAGCUAUGUUGAAACAUAAGAAAGGACAUUGACAUCCUGCAGGUGAUGUACUCUGUGCUGAAUGUCCUCAAGACGAUUCUAGCUCUGUCUAUGAAUAGAGAAUAACUUUGUUUAACCUACAGAAGACAUCAAUUUGUUGUUUUGCUUACAAUCUAACCCCCAGAGAGAGAGAGAGACACAAACACUCACACACGCAGACAAACCCAGAGGGCGGCAGGUAGCCUAGCGGUUAAGUGCGUUUGACCGGGAACAGAAAGAUCGCUGGUUUGAAUCCCCGAGCCGGCAAAGGUUAGGAAAAAAAUCUGCUGUUCUGCCCUUGAGCUAGCCAGUUAGUACCCAACAACAACUGCUCCCUGGGCACAUAUGACGUGGAUUAAGGCAGCUCGCCGCACCUCUGUGAUUCAGAGGGUUUAGAUGCGGAAUGUUGAAGGCGUUUAGUGGUGCAACUGGCUUGUUA
This is a messenger RNA of Oncorhynchus mykiss (rainbow trout), 3205 nucleotides long. The record is from RefSeq and is a predicted model, not a curated record. Lineage: Eukaryota; Metazoa; Chordata; Actinopteri; Salmoniformes; Salmonidae.